AUGAAGCUUUUCGAUCGCUUCCGCAAAAUCGUCAUGCGGUUCGUUUUCCCCGUCCCGACGUCCGGCCGGAGAAGGCCGAGUCGGGCUGGGGAAACAAUGUCGGCUUCUGGGCCGGGCUCAGGACAGAGACGGAGAUCCUGUGACCGGCCCGAUCCACCGAAGACCUCAUGUAGCUCCUAUUAUUCAUCAACUUCUCAUUAUAAUGAAGCUAUUGCUGAUUGUAUAGAGUUUUUCAAUAAGUCAUCACAAGAUCAAGGGAUUUUUAGUGGUAGAAAAUCGGACGUUAUUGUGUGA
Messenger RNA from Solanum tuberosum (potato), 294 nucleotides. RefSeq lists its product as uncharacterized. The record is from RefSeq and is a predicted model, not a curated record. The transcript has a single exon. NCBI's taxonomy places the organism in Eukaryota, Viridiplantae, Streptophyta, Magnoliopsida, Solanales, Solanaceae. Bases 1 to 294 code for a protein of 97 amino acids.